CCAGGUCUCCUGGCAACGCUGCGGCCCCGCCCACGUCAUGGCGCCCGAGGAGAACGCGGGGACCAAACUCUUGCUGCAGGGUUUCGAGCGCCGCUUCCUGGCGGCGCGCACACUGCACUCCUUCCCCUGGCAGAGCUUAGAGGCAAAGUUAAGAGACUCAUCAGAUUCUGAGCUGCUGCAGGAUAUUUUGCAGAAGACUGUGAGGCAUCCGUGUGUGAAGCACCCGCCAUCAGUCAAGUAUGCCCGGUGCUUUCUCUCAGAACUCAUCAAAAAGCACGAGGCUGUCCACACGGAGCCUUUGGACGAGCUGUACGAGGCGCUGGUGGAGACCCUGAUGGCCAAGGAGUGCACCCUGGGCCACUGGAGCUAUUUGCUGCCCUCGGAAGGGUCGGUCACAUUCUCCGAGAGCACAGCCAUCAUUUCCCACGGUACCACAGGCCUGGUCACAUGGGAUGCCGCCCUCUACCUUGCAGAACGGGCCAUCGAAAACCCGGUAGCCUUCACUAACAGGACUGUCCUAGAGCUUGGCAGUGGCGCCGGCCUUACAGGCCUGUCCGUCUGCAAGAUGUGCCACCCCCGGGCAUACAUCUUCAGCGACUGUCACAGCCGGCUCCUCGAGCAGCUCCGAGGGAAUGUCCUUCUCAAUGGCCUCUCAUUAGAGGCAGACAUCACUGCCAACUUACACAGCCCCAGGGUGACAGUGGCCCAGCUGGACUGGGACGUAGCGACGGUCCAUCAGCUCUCUGCCUUCCAGCCAGAUGUUGUCAUUGCAGCAGACUUGCUGUAUUGCCCAGAAGCCAUCGUGUCACUGGUCGGGGUUCUGCGGAGGCUGGCUGCCUGCCAAGAGCACAAGCGGGCUCCUGAGGUCUACAUGGCCUUUACCGUCCGCAACCCAGAGACGUGCCAGCUGUUCACCACGGAGCUAGGCUGGGCUGGGAUCAGAUGGGAAGCGGAAGCUCAUCAUGACCAGAAACUGUUUCCCUACGGAGAGCACCUGGAGAUGGCAAUGCUGAACCUCACACUGUAGGACUCACACACGACUCCAACGGGAUUGUGAGAAUCAAGUCACUCUCGUGGGAAGAAUUUUUAUAUGAGAAAGGGGAUAAAACUUUCAUUGGACUGGAAUGUUUGGAGAAUGUUAAAUUCCAAAUCAGGAACCACAAACUGCCCUCUAAUAAGACAUCGGCUAUCUAAGCGUGUGGGUGCCCCCUUUCUGCCAGCAGUUCUGGUUCUUAAGAAAAUCACCAUAAAUCAGACAUGAAAAUUCUGGCUCCAAAAAUAGCAUUUUCUUUGUGCAAAUAAAAACGUGUGUAUCAACUA
Molecule: messenger RNA, 1320 nt
Organism: Pan troglodytes (chimpanzee)
Lineage: Eukaryota; Metazoa; Chordata; Mammalia; Primates; Hominidae
Product: protein-lysine N-methyltransferase EEF2KMT-like
Cellular component (GO): protein-containing complex
Source: RefSeq, a predicted model, not a curated record